This is a messenger RNA of Laccaria bicolor S238N-H82, 928 nucleotides long. RefSeq lists its product as uncharacterized. The coding region runs from base 18 to 869 and encodes 283 amino acids. Lineage: Eukaryota; Fungi; Basidiomycota; Agaricomycetes; Agaricales; Hydnangiaceae. The transcript is spliced from 12 exons. The record is from RefSeq and is a predicted model, not a curated record.
CUUUCUGUCGACUGACUAUGUCUGACCUCUCUCUGUCUGCGCUGUUUAAUGUCAGGGGCAAGAUUGUGCUCGUUACCGGCGGAAGCUCUGGGAUUGGAAAGAUGAUGGCGCUGGGGUUCGCGCAGAAUGGUGCAAAGGUUUAUAUCGCUGCGAGGAAAGAGGGGCAGCUUAAGGAGGCUGUCGCUGAGAUCAAUAAAGUCGCGUCGGGACCUAAAGCUGACUAUAUUGCUGCCAACGUUGGGUCCAGAGCGGGGUGUGACGCACUCGUCGCAGAAUUCCGCAAACGCGAAAACAAACUCCAUGUUCUCGUGAACAACUCUGGGAUAACAUGGGGUGGACCGUUCCUUGACUUUCCCGAGGAAAAGGGAUGGGAUAACGUGUUUAGUGUGAAUGUGAAGAGUAUCUUUUAUAUGACAGCAGGGCUUUCAGACCUCCUGAGCAAAGACUCGAACAACAUCGACCCCGGACGUGUGAUCAACAUUUCCUCGACUGCCUCUGUUGAGCCUGGUAGUGAAGGUUCGUUGAGCGGGCAGGGCAACGGGACAUGGAGUUACCAAGCGAGUAAAGCUGCAGUGAACCACUUGACAUCGCAGCUGGCAGUCAAACUUGCCUCUUCGCACGUCACCGUCAACGCCAUCUGCCCUGGGUUGUUUCCGAGCAAAAUGACUGCAUUUGGUAUCAGACAAGUCGGCGAGGAAGCGUUUAACGCCGAGCAGCCUACAGGCCGCUUCGGAAUGGCAUCGGACAUCGCCGGUCUCGCGAUCUUCCUCUCCUCCCCCGCAUCCGCACACAUUACGGGGACACAUACCCUCCUGGACGGAGGCUCGCGGUUCAGGCGCCACGCCGUCGCUCCUGCUCUAAAGCUAUAAAAGCGUUCAUAUGUAUCUAACUAUCUUAUUUACUAAUGCUAAGGAGGGAUAUAUACCAU